Molecule: messenger RNA, 1614 nt
Organism: Leucoraja erinaceus (little skate)
Lineage: Eukaryota; Metazoa; Chordata; Chondrichthyes; Rajiformes; Rajidae
Product: Transmembrane protein 263-B-like
Exons: 3
Coding region: 135-524 (129 amino acids)
Source: RefSeq, a predicted model, not a curated record
CUCGCGGCGACGGUUCGUGCUGAGGCCGCUCGCGUGGCGUCGCUUGUCGCCGGCUGGUCAGUGAGGCGGCGGGACGGGACGGGACGGGACUGAGGGGAGCGGGCGGGCGGGGGCCCGGCACCACCAACACCACCAUGAAGGGACCAGAGAAACAAGCUCAAAUAACUGAAAGCAUGGGAGAUGUGGCAGACAAUACUCAGGAAGAUAUUCCACCUUAUCUUAGAGAAGAGCCUCCAGAAGAAUCGAAGGAGCUUGCCGUACAAGAGCCAGGAAUGAUCUGGAGGAUGACCGGAGGCCUUUACAGCAUGACUAAAGGAGCGGUGGGUGCCACUCUCGGGGGCGUUGCUUGGGUUGGAAGCAAGAGCCUGGAGUUAACCAAGACGGCAGUGACCACGGUGCCAGCGGCUGGCGUCGGCUUGGUGAAAGGUAGUGUGUCAGCAGUGUCCAUCGGUGUUGGUGCUGUCGGCUCAGCUAUGGCCAGGAAGGUUCCCUUUACAUCCAAAAAAAAGGACAAAUCCGACUAAGUGAAGCAGUUUGUAGGGUAUGUUUUUCUUCAAAAAAAAAUUCAUCAUGAUUUAAGUAUACCUGGACAUGCUUGGAUACACUGCCACGGUAUAUGUUUUGUUUUAAAGGGCGACCAGCAAGAUAUGUGCUUCUACAAAACUUUGCUGUCCCCACACCUCUCCCCCACCCCUUUAUAUGGCAUAAAGCUCAUGCCAUCUCUCUUCAUUGUGACAAACAGGGCAGUUGAUCCCAUUCUACAAUGUCCAUCGACAAGGUAUCCGGAACAUUCUGCUUCUCGACUCCUCCUGGCAUAAGGAUGGUCAUAGCACCAGAAAGAACAUGUGACACCCACAGCUAAAAUGGACACGUAUGUUUUAUUUGAGGGGUUGGGAGGGCAAAAGAACAUGUUAUCAACAUUUAAAAAAAAAAUCAAACUUGCCCUCCCCACAUGUAUAUAUUUAUUGGUUCAUGUAGUAUUUUAUAUGCUUGUUUUGUUCCCGUUAAGUAUAAAGGGGCUAAUUUUCUGUAUCAGAUUUUGUUUUUGGCUCUGUGUGGAGUAGAACACCAUGGGGUAUAUAUUUGCUUCAAACGUGUUGGUGGCAGAAGGUUUAGAUGUUGUGUUGGGAACAGUAAGCAUGCAGUCUUCAUUUAUUUUCUACAAUGUAGCAAGUCUUUUUUUUCUUUGCCUGGUUGUCCUCUACCUUCACGUGGCAGCCAGGUCAGGGUUGGGAACGAUGAACGUCUGCAACACUGCAGUCAGUGAUUUAGCCUCAGUUACAUUUUACCGUGUGUAGCCUGACUCCUCACCUUUCAUUAUUGUUACCUGCUACAAAAUGGAAUUGGUAGCAGGCAGUCGUUGCUGUUUGCACUGUUUCCUCCCUGUGUUUGCUCCAUGUUUAACUUUCCAUCAUCCUCCUGCACACCUGAUAUUUCUGUAACAUGUUUAUGUAUUAAGACUGAAAGAGACAAUUGAUUUCUGUUGACCAAAAUGCAAAACAUUUAGUUUUUGUCUAUAAUAGAACUAUUUUUGCAAAUAUGACACCUGAAAGCUACGAAUUAGACUGUAAGUCUGUAUUUUAAUGGAAAUAAAGUUUACAAAUCUCAAAACAG